UCUAUACUACAUUCUCCUCCCUCUCUCAUGUUAAAUAGAUUACAGGGGAUUCACUUAUUUAAAGACUUCGACAAAAGCCGUGUGUGUGCAUAUUUUUGGGUCGGCUUAGAGCAAUUAAACCUCAUUGUGAGCACCUAACUGGAGGAAUCUAAUUACAGCCUACCGCCAAGCCAAGCCCGUCCUACACAGUCUGGAGUCUGGACCUCACAUUGCCUUCCGCGAAAGAGUUCCUCGGAAGCUCCAGGACAACAUCAGCAGCAGCAGCCUCGUCUGACCCAGCCGGAUCGUUGUGCGCCGGCCGCAGUCUGGUGCGUUUUUUCUUUGCAGGAGACGGGAGCCUCGGCGAGAGCUCCGCACACCGGUCCCCAAGCUGUCUCUCCGGCUGCUUCCCGCGAUUAUCAUGGACAAUGACGAGGACGAUGAUGGGAACUUCACCAAGUGGAUGAGCAGUUACUGGGGACACGGGGUAGGGGAGGAGCACGCCAAAGAAAGGAAGAGGAGUUUUAGGAGGCCCUCGCGCAACAAAGCUGACCGCCGUGCCUCUUUGCCCUGCAUGUCUCAGCUGCAAGCCAUGCAGGCGAAUCAUCUCCACGCUAACAGCAUGGCCCCUGUCCCGGUCCACCUAAAGGGCCGUGAGGAGAAGGAAGCGCACGCUCAUCCUCGUGCCCGCCGGGUGUCUUCAGAUGAAAACAGCCGAACCAAAGUCGGGGGACCUGAAUGUCACAUCAGCACCAUUCCAGAGCUCACAGAAUGCUUAGAGAAGAGGCUGCGUUUCAAUAACCAGAAGGUGAUAUCAAUGGGGGAUGCGGAUAGCGUGUGUCUUAUUUGCCAUGAAGAACUACAGAAUGGAAGGGGUGGCCUCCAAGAACUUCACUGUGGCCAUCAUUUUCAUAAAGAGAAGGCAAAAUGGCCAGAACACGGCGCACGUCCACGUAGCGGGAGUUCUGCACCUGCUUGUGAGCGUGGAAAGGAGAUACCGUUCUGCCCUGGACAGGAGGAAUAUCGCUUACCCCGUCGCCAACUCUCUUUACGUAGACAACGUUGAUUGUUUUCAGUUUAACAUGCGCUCUAGAAAAUAAAGGUUCUUUAUUGGCAUCAGUGGUUCCAUGCAGAACUUGUACCACCUUUCCAUAGCACAAAAGGUGGAAAAAGGUUCAGAUUAUUCAAAUAUUAUUCAAAAAAUGAACCUUUAUAAACUAGUAUAGUUCAGCUAAAUAGUAAUCACUCGGUAUAUUAUCAAAAUUCUUGUUAAUUGUGAGUUUUAUUAGUGUUUAGCUCCACACACAAAACGAACCUGCUAAUCUGUUGUUUGCAGAAAGUUUUGUCUUUUUCCCGCUUUUGAAAUCAGAAAAGCAAAAAACAAUGGUAGAUACCAGCACUUUUAUUUGUUUUCUCAUUCCAAGAAAUUUUGAUUGCAUAAAUACUACUGUUUCAAAUGUUAAGAAUUAUAGGUAACCAUAAUACGGUUAUUAUAGUAUUUGUAUUAGUAAACUGUCAAUCAUAUUUAGUUUAUGUGUUAUUAUGAGUUAAUGUACAUUGAUCUGAUAAACUGUUGUUAUUAUUCAUGAACCUAUUGUUUAUUUUAUACCGCUGUUUUGAAUUAGAAAACCAAACUUUGAAUAUAACGUGUUUUGGCUUAUUUUGGAUUCAGAAUUCUGCAUGCUGAAACUGUGAAUAUGGUAAAAUCCUGAACUUGCAGGUCAUAUGUCAGGAGUCGCAGUUAUGAAGCUACAGCUGUUAAAUGCACAUGCUGGAAAUUAGCUGGUGGCUAAUCACGCCACUGUAAUGGAAAUCAAUGGUGGGUCACAGUUCUGCCCCUCAAAGGUCAACAGAUUCAUGCAUGCAGUUAUCAUCCAAUUGCCAUCAUUCGCUUUUUUAAAUGUUUUUUUUUUCUAGGGUGAAAUUGAAACAUUUGGUUUUGUUGUACAUUACUUCCUUUAGCGUGCAUGUCAUGUACAUUCCAGUGAUUUAUCUGUGAACAAAUAUUUUGACCAAACGCAUUUUCCAAUAAUUUAAGCAUAAAGAAAAUUGACACGUUUUAACAUCAUGUGAAGUUAAACUGGCAGUGUGUUUUGCUAUGCUUGCACUUCUUUAAAAGCAAAAUAAUGCUGCGAUAUGUUUAGCAUGUGACGUUGUACUUUUCGAUAGUUUUCAGUGUUUUAUGUACAGCCACAUUCUGGCUUUGAAUGACCCUCCAUAAUUUGGCUUUUCUUUUUUUCAGUGCAUUGAGAAAUGGCUUUGGCAGAAACAGUCAUGUCCCACUUGUCGAGUUCAUGUGACCAUGCCUGAGCCCCUCUACUGGUCCUCCGCUCGUGUCCAGUUUCCCUGACAAAACCUCCAUUUUCCA
Puntigrus tetrazona (Sumatra barb) is the source of this 2347-nucleotide messenger RNA. RefSeq names its product leukemia NUP98 fusion partner 1 (gene lnp1). The transcript is spliced from 4 exons. The coding region runs from base 401 to 1045 and encodes 214 amino acids. NCBI's taxonomy places the organism in Eukaryota, Metazoa, Chordata, Actinopteri, Cypriniformes, Cyprinidae. The record is from RefSeq and is a predicted model, not a curated record.